AUGAGCUGCAGCUACAAGCAGACCUCUAAAAGCUGCCUGAGAGGGAGCAGUGGUGGCAGCGCUAGCAGCGGUGGCGGUGGAGGGGGCAGCAGGUAUUCCUCUGCCUCCUCAAGAAGAAUCACUUCCAGGACGAGUGGUGGUGGUGGUGGCAGGUUUUCUGGCAGCAGUUGUGGUGGAGGAAGUUCCAUGAGCAGCUAUGGUGGGGGAGCUAGCAGUGGUAGCUAUGGAAGGAUGAGGCGCAGUAGUUACGGAGGAGGAAUGAGCAGUGGUAGCUGUGGAGGAGGAAUGAGUGGUGGUUACUAUGGAGGGGGAAUGAGCGGUGGAAGCAUGAGAGGAGGCUUUGGAUCAGGUGGGAGUGGGUUUGGUGGUGGUUAUGCAGGAAGCUUUGGUGGAGGUAGUACUGGUUUCAGUGGUGGCAGCUUUGGCAGCAGUGGCUUUUAUGGAGGGAACGUGGGAAUUCUCUCCAACGACGAGAAGCUCACCAUGCAGAGCCUUAACGAACGCCUGGCUUCUUACCUGAACACGGUCAGAAACUUGGAAAGGGAAAACGCUCAGCUUGAACAAUUGAUCAGAGAGUGGUACCAGAAGCAAGGUCCCACUGGUACAAAGGACUACAGCCACUAUUACGGAAAAAUCGAAGAACUUCAAAAUCAGCUUGUGACUGCAGCUGUGGAAACCAACAAGGUACUUUUGGACCUGGAUAACACCAGGAUGACUGCUGAAGACUUCAAGAUUAAGUAUGAGACGGAGUAUGGUCUCCGGCAGAACGUGGAGGCUGACAUUAACAGCUUGCGACCCUUGCUGGAUAAUCUGACUCUGAACAGGUCUGACCUGGAAAUGCAAUUUGAAUCUCUAAAGGAGGAGAUGAUUGGCCUCAAGAAGAACCAUGAGGAGGAAAUGAAAUCCCUGCAAACACAGUCCAGUGGUGAUGUGAAUGUGGAGGUGAAUGCUGCUCCAGGAGAGGAUCUGCUGAAAAAACUGAAUGAUAUGCGAAACGAAUAUGAAAAUAUCAUUAAGAAAAACCGUGAGGAGGUCGAAAGCUGGUAUGAAAGCAAGAUGGAAGAAGUGAGUCAACAAGUCCACACAAGUGGCCAGGAAGUGGAAUCAAGCAACCAGCAAAUCUCUGAGCUGAGACGUGACUAUCAGAGCCUGGAAAUUGAGCUGCAGUCGCAAAUCAGCAUGCUACAUUCCUUGCAAUCCAACUUGGAAGACACAGAACGUCGUUACAACAUGCAGCUGCAGCAGAUCCAGAGUAUGAUUGCCCCCUUGGAGGAGGAGCUGGCCAGCAUCCGCUGUGAGAUGGAGAGUCAGAACCAGGAGUACAAGAUGCUCCUGGGCAUCAAGACCCGCCUGGAACAGGAGAUUGCUCAGUACCGGGCACUGCUUGAGGAAGGGCAGCAUGGUAUUAGCAUCUCCCAGGGAGGAGCUGGUGGUGGAUCUUCAGGAGGAGGAGGUCAUGGAGGAACUAGCUGGUCUUCUGGAAGAGGAAGCAGUGGAGGAGGAAGCAGCUGGUCCUCAGGUGGAGGAAGCAGUGGAGGAAGAAUUGGAGGAUCCUAUGGAAGAACUUCCUCUUCGGGAAGCGGAGGAGGAGGGAGCGGAGGAGGUCAAUCCUAUGGCAAAAUGUCAAGUGGAGGAGGUAGCAGUGGGGGAGGAGGGGGCAAAUCCUGCCUCUCCCGCUCUUCAUCUUCACAGUCCCAGUCUGGUGACUCCUUUGAAAGCCAAGGAGGUGCUGAAAACACGAAGCUCUGCCUGGAAGGGAAUAAGACAUUGGAAAGAGGAGCAACAAUGGAGGAAGUGUCUGAAGCCAUAAAAACACUGAGAUUGGGGAGUUUUAGAAAGUCUGAGGAUUGA
Messenger RNA from Colius striatus (speckled mousebird), 1851 nucleotides. RefSeq names its product keratin, type I cytoskeletal 13. Gene Ontology annotation, molecular function: structural molecule activity. The coding region runs from base 1 to 1851 and encodes 616 amino acids. Lineage: Eukaryota; Metazoa; Chordata; Aves; Coliiformes; Coliidae. The record is from RefSeq and is a predicted model, not a curated record. The transcript is spliced from 9 exons. Gene Ontology annotation, cellular component: keratin filament.